Messenger RNA from Raphanus sativus (radish), 1511 nucleotides. Its product is annotated as 3-hydroxyisobutyryl-CoA hydrolase-like protein 5. Lineage: Eukaryota; Viridiplantae; Streptophyta; Magnoliopsida; Brassicales; Brassicaceae. The record is from RefSeq and is a predicted model, not a curated record. Gene Ontology annotation, biological process: L-valine catabolic process. The coding region runs from base 138 to 1289 and encodes 383 amino acids. Gene Ontology annotation, molecular function: 3-hydroxyisobutyryl-CoA hydrolase activity. The transcript has 16 exons.
GCUUCUUCAAUUUCAAUUUCGUGAGAGGGUUCUAGAAUUUGAUUGUUGCAUGUGUGUUUUUGCAACUUGUAACGUGGGGGUUGAUCCCCUUCAAAUUGAUAUCAGAACAGUGUAGUUUUGUUUGAAAGAUACAUAAGAUGGCUCAAGAAGGUCGAAACAUCAUGGAUGAGCAGGUUGUUGUUGGAGAGGAGAAAGGUUCGGUGAGAUUGGCUACACUAAACCGCCCUCGUCAGCUAAAUGUCAUCUCUUCUCAAGUGGUCCUCAACCUUGCAGAAUAUCUUGAAACCUGGGAGAAGGAUGACAAAACAAAGCUUAUAUUGAUCAAGGGUGCAGGGAGAGCUUUCUCAGCCGGCGGUGAUCUAAAGAUGUUUUAUGACGCCCGUGAAUCAAAGGAUUCUUGCCUUGAGGUUGUUUACCGAAUGUACUGGCUUUGCUACCAUAUCCACACAUACAAGAAGACACAGGUUUCUCUUGUAAAUGGGAUAUCGAUGGGUGGAGGUGCAUCAUUGAUGGUCCCAAUGAAGUUCUCUGUUGUGACAGAGAAAACUGUUUUUGCAACUCCAGAAGCAAGCAUUGGGUUUCACACCGAUUGUGGGUUCUCUUACAUUCAUUCACGUCUUCCUGGUCAUCUAGGAGAAUUCUUGGCUUUAACUGGGGCAAGAUUGAAUGGCAAAGAACUUGUAGCAAUUGGCAUGGCAACACAUUUUGUUCCUUCUGCUAAACUGGCUGAUCUGGAGGCAGGGCUUGUGGGUUUAGACUCUGGAGACAUGGAUGUAGUUCGGUCCACAAUUGAAGAGUUCGCCGAGAAAGUAGACCUCGACAAAAACAGCAUCCUUAACAAGCAGUCGAUAAUUGAUGAGUGUUUCUCAAAAGAAAGUGUGAAGCAGAUCAUACAAGCAUUUGAAGCUGAAGGGAGCAAAGAGGGAAAUGAGUGGAUAACUCCAAUCAUCAAAGGUCUCAAACGUUCAUCUCCCACAGGGUUGAAAAUAACCCUAAGAUCGAUUCGUGAAGGUAGGAAACAAACACUGAGUGAGUGCCUCAAGAAGGAGUUUAGAAUCACUGUGAAUAUUUUGAGGAGCAUCAUAUCACCUGACGUGUAUGAGGGUAUAAGAGCUCUGACCAUAGACAAAGACAAUUCUCCCAAGUGGAAUCCAGCGACGUUGGAUGAGGUAGCUGAGGAGAAGAUCAACUUGGUGUUUGAGCCCAUGGAGGGUGAUAUUGAGCUUCUUAUCCCUGAAACCGAAGCAAACAGGUGGGAAGGCAAAUACGAGACUUCAGGUUGUGCCUGAGAGAGUACGAUAGUAGAAGAGAAGAGAUGAUACUGUAUGUUGUUUUCGUUCAACUGCCAAGACUUUAUGCAAAACUCCGAAACUCCACCUAGUAUUUACUGUAUUAUUUACAUAAUGUGUUGUUGUCCAUGCAGUGAUGGUUUAAUAAGGGUUGUUAUGUCUGAACAAAUUUAUGUUUUCAUGGUUGUUAUUAGUGUCUAAAAUACAUAUGAUCAUACUAAA